GUAGCAGAUACAGACAUGAGAACAACAGUUGCCAUGGCGUCACGAGCCAGGUGGGUCUUGCUGUCACUUUUGUGGACGUUCUGCCAAAGUGUAAGCGUCAUCCAAGAUGGACUUGCUCAGAAGACGUGUCUAGAGCAGGGACCUUCCGAUGUACCUUCGAGGAAUAUAUCGCUUCCUGGGACCCUCACCGUCAAUCCCAACGAGGCGGAAUGGAGGUUCAACUUCAUGCUUAGCGACGACAAAGAUGAGAGAGCCUGCGUAUCUCUUGAGGUCAUCAUGGAGAAAAUCCAGUUGUCGUUGUACAAGACUGAGUGCGUGGAAAACAACAUCGUGGACUUUCAAUUGUGGCCUCUCAACUAUGUGCGGAGAGGCCAGUGGACGCUCCUCAAUGUAACGGUAAAGUCUAACGUCCUCUACCUAAGCACUCCACUGAGCGAUCCGACCAAGUUGGUCAUGCCUACCGGAGACCUGCCCCAAGAAGUGUUUCAAGUGACGCAUUCGCACGGCGUCACCUUCUCUCUAGGGUGCCAAGUGAACUGCCCGGCGACAGUCGGCUCCAAGAACAAGGGAGAGGGCUUACUCUCCACUAUUAAGGAGAUGGGAAGCCCCUACGAACACUUCUUCUUGAAGCCUGGGACGGGGUUCGCUCGCCUCAGCUUCGAGAUCGCGUGCGAAACGCUCCUGGGCUACGAAGUAACCGUAGGCGAGACGGACCUCAGCAAAGACGAGCUGGCAGUGCUCGUCCCCCUGGAAAGGUGGCACAAGAUCUUCCUCGAGUACGACAAAGAGAGCCAACACUACACUGUCUUUGUUGACUACCGGCAAACCAAGGUGAUCGCAAACGGCCUAUCGCAUUGCCAAGAGUUUAGCAGGUUCUUAGUAAGGGCCGAGGGGGAAACCUUCGUGAGCUUCAUCUGCGACCCGGCCACGGGGGAGUACGAGGCCAAGCCUCCCACAUGCGAAGCUUCACACCACGAAACGCACUUAGCCGCAUCGAUCUCCGCCGCAGUUUUUAUCACGAUUGUGAUAGUUGUUAGUUUGUCAUACUUAACACUUUACCUCCUCGGAUAUAAACUCCAAAAGAGAAAAACAACACCCGGUAGAAAUAUUAGAAAAAAAUAUAGUGUAAGAAAAUGCGAAGACACUGUCGAGAUGUCGCAGCCGUGCUAAGGACAUUGUGAGAACUAAAAGAAGCAAUACGGACAAUUCCUUCUCGCAUCAUCCUUUACAAGAGGGCGCGCUUCCUCUCCUCAAGAGAAUCUCAAAAUGGAAAUCAGUGUCCCGCAGUAAGGAAUGCUCAACGAAGCAAACCUCGAUGCGCAGAGAAGAACGCGAAGAAAGUUACAUUUACUUCUGACUUUAUCUUAUAUCGAUUUAUUUUAUUUAUUAUUUGUACAUGUAUAUGAGUAUAUGUCCCCGGUAACAGUUAAUUGCUGUUUCGGUUUGUAAUCUCACUACUUUAUUUUAAUAUAUAAAACAAAUAAACAUCAAUCAC
Molecule: messenger RNA, 1495 nt
Organism: Penaeus indicus
Lineage: Eukaryota; Metazoa; Arthropoda; Malacostraca; Decapoda; Penaeidae
Exons: 2
Coding region: 16-1170 (384 amino acids)
Source: RefSeq, a predicted model, not a curated record